Messenger RNA from Pezoporus occidentalis (night parrot), 1141 nucleotides. It is a transcript of the gene KLHDC8A, whose product is annotated as kelch domain containing 8A. The record is from RefSeq and is a predicted model, not a curated record. Gene Ontology annotation, molecular function: protein binding. The transcript has 5 exons. The coding region runs from base 35 to 1087 and encodes 350 amino acids. Lineage: Eukaryota; Metazoa; Chordata; Aves; Psittaciformes; Psittacidae.
CAGGCACCGAUGCUCUGUGUCCCCCCCAGCCACCAUGGAGCUUGCUAACAGCAAAGACUUCCAAUGGAAAACCCUGGCCCCGCUCCCGAGCCGCAGGGUCUACUCCACGCUGGUGGAAGCCGGGGGGCAAGUGUUUGCCAUCGGGGGCUGCGAUGACAACGGCGUCCCCAUGGACUGCUUCGAGGUCUACUCCCCCGAGGCCGACCAGUGGACAUCGCUGCCCCCCAUGCCCACGGCCAGGGCCGGGGUGGCCGUGGCCACCUUGGGCAAGAGGAUCAUGGUGAUCGGAGGGGUCGGAGCGAAUCAGCUGCCGGUGAAGAUAGUGGAGAUGUACAACACGGAUGAGGGCAAGUGGAAGAAGAGGAACUCGCUGAGGGAGGCGGCCAUGGGCAUCUCUGUGACGGCAAAAGACUACCGAGUCUAUGCAGCUGGUGGGAUGGGAUCCGACCUGCGGCCACACAACUACCUGCAGCACUAUGACAUGCUGAAGGACAUCUGGGUGUCACUGGCAGCCAUGCCCACACCCAGGUACGCUGCCACGUCCUUCCUGCGAGGCACCAAGAUCUACGUGCUGGGUGGAAGGCAGUCCAAGUACGCCAUCAAUGCCUUCGAGGUCUUUGACACUGAGACCCGGUCGUGGACCAAGUUUCCCAGCAUCCCCAACAAAAGGGCCUUCUCCAGCUUCGUGCCCACUGAAGACAAGCUCUUCAGCCUCGGGGGCCUGCGCCAGGGCCGGCUCUACCGGCAGCCCAAGUUCAUGAGGACCGUGGACAUGUUUGACAUGGAGCAAGGUGGCUGGAUGAAGAUGGAGCGCUCCUCCUACCUGAAGAAGAGGCGAGCAGACUUCGUGGCUGGCUACCUGAAGGGCAGGGUUGUCGUGGCUGGGGGACUCGGAAACCAACCGACCGUCCUGGAGUCCGCGGAAGCCUUCCACCCCGAGAAGAACAAGUGGGAGAGCCUCCCCCCGAUGCCCACCCCGCGCUGCGCCUGCUCCAGCAUCGUGCUCCACAACUGCCUGCUGGCCGUUGGGGGGGUGAGCCAGGGCCUGAGCAGUGCCGUGGAGGCUCUGUGCAUCUCCGACCCCUGAGCACGUCCUGCCCGCAGCAGGACCCUGCCCCUCGCUGCCUCCCGCAGUGGAGGU